AUGGCAAACGAGGAGGAUGAGCAACGUGCGCAAGCGAGCGACAACGACUUAGACAUCGACAAAUCGGACUUGAGUAGCGAAGAUGGAGGUUUUGCUGACGAAGACGAGCCUCCGCAAGUGGAAUGGCUUGCGACGGGCCGAGCGAAACGAUCCACCGCUGGAAACCGCAUGAAAUCCAUGCUCGCCGCUGAAGAACCCGACGACGAUCUCGAACUCCUCUUCGCCGAGGAUGAAGAUGACGCAGGUUUCACCGAUGUCGAAGAUGACGGCUCCGACGUGCAAAUGGACUCUUCGUCCGACGACGAAGAUGCCCAGGAGAACGGCGACGAACUAGAGGGCGAGAAGGAAUUAGAAAAGAAGGCCCGAGAGAGUAGACAAGCAGCACGAAAGCGAAAAGCCCAAGAAGCUAUUCCCAUCAAGUUUCGUAAGAAGGUCAAGAUUGCGCCCACGCCAUCGGGGAGCUCGACAGCCCCAGAACCGAAGCCGAGACCCAAGAAGAAAUCCGAAAGGACGAGCUGGUUACCAUCGCCUGCCGACAUGCCGACGCGAGCCUCCAAGCGGGAGACCACGAUGCUCAGCAAGGAACAGUUACAUCAGCAAAUGAUCGAACGCGAAGUUAAGCGUCUCAAACAAGUCGAAGCUAUGGAGAAGAAAGCCAAAAAGAUGGAAGCUUUGAAGAAGCCGCCCAUGACGCAGGCUCAGAGGCUCGCCGAAGCUGCUAUCGUAGAGAAGAAGAAUUCGAAAACCUUGAAUCGAUGGGAGGAAGCUGAGAAGCAGCGAGAAGAAGAGAGGAGAGCCAAGUUGGCUGCUUUGAAUAACAGGACCCUUGAUGGCCCUGUGGUUACCUUUUGGAGCGGGGUGGGCGAAUGGGUGGAUGGUAAAUUGAAACAUGUCGGCAAGAUUGUUACUAUCGAGGAGAAGCCGGCCAAGAAAAAACGAGCCUCUGCUGCCGGUCACGAAAUACCUACAGAUUCAUCCAACACGCAGAAACCAGAUAAACCCCGAGAGUCUGCACAGACUAGUGCGGACAAGGUGGAAAAUAAAGAGUCGGGCCCAAGGUCAACUGAGGUCACAAAAGCAAAUGAGAAUGCGGCUCAGGAUGGAACUGCGUCAAGUGCCACAGUCUCUAAAGAACCUGCUGCAGAGGGCGAAAAACCUUUACCUACAUCAGACUCUACAACCGCACCGAUUCAGGCGACGCCGGCUCAGGCAACAUUAGUUGAAGCUCCUAGUGUGCCUUUAGUCGCGCCGAACCCAUCUCAAAAAGAUAUAAUACCUCCAUCUCCAGUAGCGGGCUUAAGUGAGCCGCUGUCCAGACCCCAAGAGCCUAAACCUCCGGAAGCUAAAGUCCCAGAGAUGAAAGCACCAGAUAUGCGUCCUCCGGCGACAGGCAUAUAUACUACUAGCGUAUUUGCGCUCCCCCAGCAGCCGUCGCAACUAAUGAAACCACCAGAGCUGAAACCGCCUUCGAACAGUUUCUUAGCUCCGCCAGCGGGAGUAGCUCAGGGUGGUCUUUCUAUGCCAGUGUUGGGUUAUCACUCUUCGCCUAAUACUACCAACCCUUCGGCCGUCCUGGCACCCCCUAAUACAGCCCAAAGACAGUCACCUCUCUCCAUGCCUCAGGCGGGAGUUUGUCCUCCUACCAUAUCAACCCCAUCUCGUUCUCUCCAACCUUUAACACAACCUAUACAGACUCCUGCGCCUGUGCCCACUCCUACACCUCCGACUAUUUCUACCCCUACCUCAACCCUACCUCUUACACAUACGCAUACACCUACACCGAUAUCCACACCGAAACCCGCGACAAAGUCUACUCCAGCGUCUCGACAUACUCCCAAAACUCCUCUUAGCAUCAUCAAGUCUUCCAAGGCGAACGCCCAAAGACAUCAACCCAAAGAAGUCCCUCCUCCGCCGCCACCAUCUCCACCUGCCAAUGGCAAAGCCACGCGAAACUGCAUUAUUCUACAGAACUUCAACGAGAAUGCCGUAAAGGAAAAGUCCGUCCAGAAUCAGAUUUUGUUUGGUAGGGACAUGGCUAAGCUUAGCAAACCAACAUCAGCUCCUCGCUGCGUCAUCACUAACCACCCAGCACGCUACAAGGACCCUAAGACUGGACUGCCAUAUUAUAAUGCCUAUGCAUAUCGGGAGAUCCAGAAGCUCUGGCGCGGCGAGUAUAGAUGGAGCCGCUUAGCAGGAGCGUGGAUGGGCAGCGGAUCUUAUGCGGCGACUGGCGUGCCGGCUCGAUUCUUAGACCCAGAUGCUCCUGGUCCGGAAAAGAAAAAAGAUACCCUCGAGGGUUCUGAAGAAAACGCGCCAGAGCCGAAUAAGAAUAAUGAACCAGCCGUGCCGGCUACACCAACAAUAUCUAAUGAGCCUAAGGAACCUGCUGCAAUCACUAAUACGGCAUCUCCUUUAGUAAAUGCUACACCAAAGACGUCCAUAAUAGAAACUCAAACUUCAGCACCUCCAGCUGUAACACAAGCUGUAGCACCAGCACCAGCUCCAGCUCCAACCACAGCCCAAGCGGGCGCAUUGGCCGCACCGUCGAACUUUACUCCUGCUGUUAUAGCAUCACCGGUGGUUCCAGACGUGGGUACAGGAGCAGUUCCUUUAGCUCCUCCAACUACCCUAGCUCCUCCAACUACCCUAGCUCCUCCAGCUACGAUAUCAGCUGCAAACGCAACGCCGGUGGCAAUAGGGGAUCACGCGAGUAGUGAAUUGUGA
Molecule: messenger RNA, 2724 nt
Organism: Daldinia caldariorum
Lineage: Eukaryota; Fungi; Ascomycota; Sordariomycetes; Xylariales; Hypoxylaceae
Product: YL1-domain-containing protein
Exons: 2
Coding region: 1-2724 (907 amino acids)
Biological process (GO): regulation of DNA-templated transcription; chromatin remodeling
Cellular component (GO): nucleus
Molecular function (GO): ATP-dependent H2AZ histone chaperone activity
Source: RefSeq, a predicted model, not a curated record